Molecule: messenger RNA, 2704 nt
Organism: Acanthaster planci (crown-of-thorns starfish)
Lineage: Eukaryota; Metazoa; Echinodermata; Asteroidea; Valvatida; Acanthasteridae
Product: somatostatin receptor type 4-like
Source: RefSeq, a predicted model, not a curated record
AUGGGUCUCAGAAACUGCUUUACAACAUUGUAAGUAUUUUUGUAAUGUACAAGUUUAAAUGAACCACAUUUAAGACGAUAUCGGUAAAUGCUUUAUCAGACUGGUUUGAUGCCUGUAUGAUAACCAUUCUCUUCACAGUGUUCACAGUGUUUUGGUCGGAUGCUGGCAUGCAGUAUCUUCGGCAGCCAUCUGGAGAAAUCUUACCUCUGUCGACCAUUUUUCAAGUACUGACGUAUUGAAAAUCAUUCCCUUAAGUUUCAAUGUCCUCCAUUUUAAGAUUUCACUUUCAUUGUAGUUACUGGGUGUCGAGACCUUUUCUUUGUCGAAGACCUUGCGCGAGAGCAUUUGCAGUGCUUUAUUCAGCACAGGAAGCCGGAGAGUUUAGGCCGGUGAACAGCGUUUCUCCGUCUUCGUCGGUCAUUUUGCUGCGAAGUCAUGGCGAACUUUUCUGAUAGUGACGCCUACAGGAGUUGGGGCGUGGAGGAAAUCCGGGCAUACUCAGCCAGCAAAAGGUGGGACCAGAUCAACGCAUCGAUUGCGCUGCUGACGAUCAAGUGUGUGGCACCUGUCGGUCUGGUGACGAACCUGACGUUCCUGUACGUCGUGGCCCGCGUCAAGUCCAUGCGCUCGAUCGUCAACAUCUACUUGACCAACCUGGCUGUAGUGGACACUGCCUUCCACGCAAUGACGCUGGUGGUGCUUACUGACCACUGGGAAGUCACUCCCGUGGAAUCGGCCACCUUCGCUCACCUCAUCGGGUCCUACUGCUUCGUGACGGCCUUGGCGUUCGAGCGCUUCUCCGCCGUGCGCCACCCGCUGACGUAUCGAACCACGGCCACCAAGGGCCGUGCCAUUUUGAUAUCGGCUGCACUGUGGCUGGUGACAAUAUUUACUGGAAUCGGGUACGGCGUAACGAUAGAGAUGGAUUUACCACUACUGCCACUUCUAUUUACUACUGUCUUUACCCCGCCUGUUGUGUUAAUCAACGUUAUUCUCUUUGUGGGUAUUAUUAGGAAAAUGCAUAAUAAGGACACGAGCGGCAGCACAGCUCCUCCGCGGCAUUGUCGGCGAGAAAUAAGGGUAACCUUUGUCCUCUUCUUGAACCACACUGUUUUUUUCUCCUCAAGCAUACUGAUAAUUAUUCAGAACAUUUACAGUUUGGUGCUAAAUCUGUCUGAUACGUCCUGGUUGGAUUACUUCAAGGUCCAGGCAUCUAUUGCCUCCAUUCAAAUGGCAUGUUACAUACUGGUCAGCAUCAACAGCGCCAUUAACCCCUUGGUGUACAGCUGGGUGAGUGCCGACUUCCGAAGCGCCUGCUCAGCGGCGUUCUGCUGCCAGGGUCUGGCGCGUCCGUGCGGCGAACACAGACACCGCCGGUCCAGGACCGUGGAGCACAUUGAAAUGGACAUCAUUCGCAACAAACAAAACCAGCCCAGACAGUGAUUACAGGAGUCAGCAUCGAGAGGGCUGGAGCUGCCGUUUGCUACAACGGUGAGGCGAUGAGCUGGAAAGAAAAACCGAGCCAUUCGAAAAAGAACGAAGCAUCGAACAGAUCCGAGAUCAAACACGGCAGUACCCAAGGAUGUAUCGCUAUUGUCUCAUCACCUAAUAACGGAAGAAGGCCAAGGGCCGGAUUGAGCAUUUCGUAGGGCCCUACUAUGCUAAGCCUACCGUCACAAGUACUGCGGCGACGGUGAAGACUGAUGGAACCUUACAUUUCAUGUUGAUGCAAGCUGUACGGAACUAUUUAGAAGCAGUGGCAUAACCGGGGGAGGGGGGCACGUGCCCCCAACGAAUGCCCUUUCCCGCGGGCGCCCCCCCCCCAUUUGAAAUCCACUGCACCUCAGGACAUAAUAGCCCUAGUUACGAGACCAUAGUUUGAAGCUUUACGAAAAUCGAAAUUUCAGAAAACUGUUAGCAACUUCUCUUAUGGCUGCGAAGUGUGUGCUUUUCUGGCAUACUCAGUAUUUUCAAGGGCCCUUAAUCUUUUAGUGAGGCCCCUAAUUUAUGCCUUUAUGCAAAAGUUUCACCAAGCACGGACGCUGGUCGGGUCGAAUACAGAUAGAGGAAUACAACUCACACCACUGUUGCAGCUUGUGCACGGCCGAAACCCACAUUCGUCGGGGGGGGGAGCCUCAGGCCGAAGUCCACCCCUAAAGUAACUCAGGAUGCUCAAGCCUUCCCCUGGGCCACAGAGGACUGGAGUGUACUGUGCGGCCGUAUCACAGCUAGUAGUCUAGAUGUUGUGUAUAUUGUUCUUUCAUUUUCAGAAAAAAUUAAAACCACCCAUGGGUGCGCCACUGUUUCAAAAACCUUUGAUCCGACCCAAAGAGAGAUCUGGGGGAGUGGGGAACAGGGCUUAGAAUGUUCUCUGUGGAAGAUCCUUCUAAAUGUUCCCGACCGCCAUUUGACAAUUUUUCAAAGCUUGGCUACUUCUGGCUCCAGUGCCACUACAGAUCUGAAAGCUGGGCCUGAGCAGGCCUAAAAUGCUUGGACCAAACGAACUGAAACGGUCUUCUGUGGUUCAUAUACCCUCUGAUGUUCACAAAGUGAAAUAAAAUCACAACUGAAAAAGUCCGCGCACUGUUACAGUAACUGAACACAAGCACUUUGCAUGAGGUGCGAGCAGGAAACUAGCUGGCACAUCUGGAAUUGUCAUAGCGCACGAUUUUUUGCAGCCGUGCACCAGUACCAGAUCUGCUCA